This is a messenger RNA of Pygocentrus nattereri (red-bellied piranha), 1443 nucleotides long. RefSeq names its product meiosis specific with OB-fold (gene meiob). Gene Ontology annotation, biological process: resolution of meiotic recombination intermediates. The coding region runs from base 61 to 1443 and encodes 460 amino acids. The record is from RefSeq and is a predicted model, not a curated record. The transcript has 15 exons. Gene Ontology annotation, molecular function: single-stranded DNA binding; single-stranded DNA 3'-5' DNA exonuclease activity. Lineage: Eukaryota; Metazoa; Chordata; Actinopteri; Characiformes; Serrasalmidae.
UCCACAUCAGAGGCUCGCGCUGUGUUUGGUAAAUCGUGUGUGGUUUUCAACGGUCAAAAGAUGGCAUAUGCUCCACUACAGAACUGUGUUCCAAUAUCUGACUUAAGUCCAAAUAUCGCACACCAGAAUGUGGUUGGGAUUAUCAUCGCAAAGACUGAUGCAAGAGGAUUUCCAGACAGGAGAAAUGUUGGGACUGAACGAUUCACUUUCAGCUUCACUGUUAAAGACUCCCCUGACCAUUUCAUUAAUGUGUCUUCAUGGGGCAAAGAGGAAUAUGUUCAAGGACUUUGCAGCCAGUUCAGAAUUGGAGACUGUGUCAUUAUUGAAAAUCCCCUUGUUGUUACCAAAGAUCCUGAGAAAGAAGACAGAUUCUGUCCUUCAACCCCAAGUUUCUACAGAUUGUUGGUGACAGAAACUCAUUCAGCCAUAAGGAUGUGCUCAGAUUUAGAAACAGAAACCAAGCUCCUGUCCCUUUUCCACAUACCAGUAAAGGAUUCAAGGGACUUCUACUCACUGGGAGACAUUACUGCAAAUGGACAAAGCCUGGAUGGACAUUUCAUUAACAUUCUCGCUGUUGUGCGCUCGAUUGGAGAGCCAAAGUACUUCACUACUUCAGAUGGACGGAAUGGGCAGAGGCUAGAGAUUAGGCUCUUUGAUGAAACUUUGACAUCCUUCCCUUUAAUCUGCUGGGAUCAAGAGACAAUUCAGCUUGUGCAGACCCUGACACCACUAGAGACAGUGCUCUUCAUAGUGGAUGCUCGCAUCAACUUUGAUACUUUUCGUAACAGCAUGGUGGCAAGAGCCACCUCAAAAACAAUCAUUACCAUCGAUCCAGAUACGACUGAAGCCAACCAGCUCUUCAGUCAUGCAAAGGAAAUAUCAGAACGUGGACAGCUACAUGAGCAGGAUGCAGAACUGAGUGAAAAUGUUCCUUUGGAAUCUAUCACUGAUGUGCUGACAGUCAAACAAAUUAAAGCCAAAGCCCAAGAAAACUCUGAUACCUUCCAUGGUGUAAUUUAUUCAUUCAUUACAACUCUAGGAUUAGAUUCCUCCAUUUCCAAAGUCAUUUGCAGCAGAUGUGCCAAAUGCAGAUUUCGAGUCAGUGUGGACAUUGGGACCUGCACUAACACAGUGUGUCCAAACCAAGGACAACCACAGGACUUCACUGCAGACUUUGAUCUGUGGGUGGAUAUCACUGAUCAUACUGGAACUCUAAAGGCCUGCAAUCUGUCAGGCACUGUUGCUGAGAAAAUACUAGGAUGCACUUCUGAGGAGUUCAUGUGUCUCUCAGAGCCUCAGCGGAUGGCCAUGAAGUGGAGAUUUCUAUUGGAGAGAUGCAAAAUUUAUCUGAAGGUCUAUACUGCAGGCAGGCCAGUUCAGCGCCCAGACUCUUCUUCGGCGAAGCCAUGCUGUUGUGAUGGAUGCAGUUUCUCCAUCUACUAA